This is a messenger RNA of Thlaspi arvense, 312 nucleotides long. NCBI's taxonomy places the organism in Eukaryota, Viridiplantae, Streptophyta, Magnoliopsida, Brassicales, Brassicaceae. The record is from the annotation of a GenBank genome assembly.
GUAUUUGGAAAGCUACGCCUCAUAAGCGGCGAUAACCUACACUAUGUGACAGCCACGGCCACUGCUCCUGAUGUUCUAGGCAACAGAUCAAAAGACAGAAGAACGCAUCAUAAAAAAAAUGUUGCUUACUCACUGUCUCUUCUCUCACUUUCAUUCACAGUGGAGAGGCCAUCCGCAUUUACUUGUGGGGAGAUAUUGCCGCCUCAUUCCGAUAGAGAUGGAACAAAAGUGAUGUCUAACCUGCCAUUAUGCAGUAACCCUCAGGUCGACAUCAUCCACACGCCUGUUCUUCGACACAGACAUUGCCGAAAC